AUGUUUCUCCUCACAGCAUCCACCUGCAGUUAUCAGAAUGUUCUUGAUCACCUGCAACUGACCAAAGCUAAUGAAACUUUCACCAUGAGCAGACCUGUUAAAGAUCAUACAAAUAAAACAGUCUUAUACCUGGAAAUGAUAGUCUAUGCCAUCCUGGAUGUGAAAGAGACAGAUCAGACAUUCAUUGCAUAUGUUUGGAUUUACAUGGAGUGGGGAAAUGACUACGCUUUAUGGAAUAAAGAUGACUUCUGUGGAAUUUCAGAAAUAAUUGUUCCCACAGAGGUAUUGUGGAAGCCAGACUUAACAAUUGAAGAGAUGGUAGAGAAGGACAAAGCUCCUCCAAGCCCCUUUCUCAAAAUACACAGUAAUGGGUCGAUUGAAUUUAGGAACGACCAGAUUGUGAUCAGCGCCUGCAGGAUGCAUGUUUACAAAUUCCCUUUUGACAUUCAGAAGUGUAACAUCACUUUCAAGUCCUACUUGUAUGCAGAACAUGAAUUAGAAAUUGACGUAGAAAGAGAUAGUUCAGUAAUAUCAAAGUGGUCUCGUGAAAUAAUGGCGACAGAAUUUGAGUGGGUGUUUGUCAACAUGUCUGUCACCAGUUCUACAGUGAACCAUUAUGGAUACAAUCAAACCGUUGUUGUUUACACUAUAACCAUGAAGAGAAAGUCUGCACUUUAUGUUGGCAACUUUCUGCUGCCUGUACUCUUCUUCUUGUGUCUGGACUUUGCCUCCCUCCUGAUGCCGACUGGUGGUGGAGAGAAGAUUAGUUUCAAGAUCACGGUGCUACUUGCUGUUACAGUGAUGCAGCUGAUUCUCAUUGAAAUUAUACCUGUUACCGCAAGCAGGAUUCCAGUUAUAGUGAUUUACUGCAUUGGGGUUUUUGCUCUGAUGCUGCUCGGCUUCUUGGAAACCAUUUUCUUGAAUUAUCUGAUGGAAAAAGACUCUUCAUCCCUGGAAAGCAAGAAAGAGAGUGUCAAGCUUCAAAUAAUAAAAGCUUCCUCCAUUGCCUCCACCUGUGAUGAGAUGACCGAUCAAACACCAUCUAUGUGCAAAGGGGGCAGCAGCAGCCAACUGACUGAGUUAUUCCUGGCAGUGGAGAAAGUCUCAGAUGAACUUGGAGAGAUGAAAAAAGCUUUUCUUGAGAAAGAGUCUGAAGAGAAGAAGGAUGGCUACUGGACCGGAGUCGCCAAGAAAAUAGACAAGAUUUUUUCCAUUCUGUAUGUCUUGUCAGCCAUUCUGUUUUUAGCUGUCGUCUUCUCAGUGUGGCUCUCAAAAUCAGACUCAUCAGAAUGAUCCAGAUAUUAAUCUUGAGAUCUU
Xiphophorus hellerii (green swordtail) is the source of this 1317-nucleotide messenger RNA. Its product is annotated as 5-hydroxytryptamine receptor 3A-like. Bases 1 to 1293 code for a protein of 430 amino acids. Gene Ontology annotation, cellular component: membrane. Gene Ontology annotation, molecular function: transmembrane signaling receptor activity; extracellular ligand-gated monoatomic ion channel activity. The transcript has 10 exons. Gene Ontology annotation, biological process: monoatomic ion transmembrane transport. Lineage: Eukaryota; Metazoa; Chordata; Actinopteri; Cyprinodontiformes; Poeciliidae. The record is from RefSeq and is a predicted model, not a curated record.